AUGGCGCCCUCUUCUUCGUCUUCGACAACGAAGACAAGAAGGAGAUCUUCGAAGGAUAGGUCGCCGUCUUCCCCCUCGAGUAGUGCCCGCAGCGGGUCGACGCACUCCUCCGUUUCGAGAGCUUCCUCUGCCUCCCAGCCGGCGUCGUCAUCCAAGAGCGGAGGGGCGUCAACCUCUCCCCCAGUGUCGCGCACUUCCUCCGCUCAUUCGCGAUCUUCUCGCUCAGCCUCUGGAUCUUCGCGAUCUCGAUCGUCUUCACGGCCUCUGUCCUCUCGCUCUUCGCGAUCUUCGCGUUCCCCAUCGUCUUCGCGCUCCCCGUCGUCUUCACGGUCUUCGCGCUCCCCUUCGUCUUCAAGGUCUUCACGCUCCCCGUCGUCUUCACGGUCUUCGCGCUCCCCGUCGUCUUCAAGGUCUUCGCGCUCCCCGUCGUCUUCACGGUCUUCGCGCUCCCCGGCGUCGCGAUCUUCACGGUCCUCCUCGUCCUGUUCGCGAUCGCAUUCUUCUUCGCGGUCGCGUCCUUCCUCGCGGUCGCGUUCUUCGUCUCGCUCGUCGCGCAGCAGCCGCUCCAGCAGCCGGUCGUCCCGCUCCAAGGCUGCAGCGCGGGCGGCACCUGCGCCGCCCGCGACGAUCACGAUUGUCGAGCCAGUGCCAAAGGAGCCCGAGAUCUCCGACGCGUACUCAGACCACUCCUCAGACGACGGCUCCCGCUCGCCGUCGACGGAAAAACUGAGCGCCAGCGACGAAUUCUGGGCGAAACAGGCGGCUGCGUGGGUGAACUUCAAGAGCGCAGUCGCGCAGCCUGCGCCCGUCGCGCCCAUCGCCCCGGUCGCGCCCGCGGUUCCCAACGCCCCACCGGCUGUGGCGAGCUUCCCAAAUUUCUUCGGCGCGCAGACGAGUCAAGUGGCGAGUCGCGGCUUCGGGUUCAGCGCCCCGUCGCCGACCUCUUCCAACGUUGCGGGGCCCGCGCUCCUACGCGGCGUCGUGCCAGGCCUCUGCGUGCCUCCAGGCGGCAGCCCUGUGGCGGCGCAAAACGACGUAAACGGCUUCUCAGGCCCUGCGAAGGGCGCCGGAGACUCGCCAGACAAACUGACAAAUGGAAGCGUGCCUCCGCCGCCCGCCGGCAUCCCGCAGUGGCUGCGCGACGCAGUCCGCGAGGCGGGAAAGAAGGCUGAAGCAGGUGGCGAGAGACGCGACGGCGGCGAAGAGGACGACGACAAGGAUAACUCAGGCGCGCUGCUGACUCCGUCGGCGCCGUCGGAGGUGGGGAACGACCCAGACGCCGAGGACAUGGACGCGUCGCCUUCCAAGGCGGCGCCCGCUCUCCCUGCGUUUCCGUGUUCUUCGGCGCUCGGGGGCGGUCUGCCGGCGGCCGCUGCGCCUUCAGCGGCUCCCGCAAUCCCCCUGGAGACACAGGUGAAGCAGGCAGUGACGGAGAUCCUCUCGGCUGUCACCGACGACGUCAUUCGCGAAGUGGCUCGUGAGGCGAUCAGCAACUACCGCCGCAAGCAGCGCAUCACCGGGAAGACCUCGAUCGGCCUGAAGCUGCUCGUGGGCGGCUGCAGCGGAGGCACCGCCGGCAGGCUCGCCGACUCGUCGGGCUCCGCGACCGCGGCUGGCGAGGGCAGAGGCGCCGCACACCGGAAGACCGCCAACUCGCCCGCUGGCUCACGCGCCGACGCGAAGGACGGAAAGUCCCACAAGACCGACAAGAAGUCAACGACCGGCGUAAAAGCCGAGAAAAUGGCGGCCGCAGACAAGGAGAAGCCGAAGGCUGCCGAGUCGGACGAGGAGAGCGAUUCCAUGGAGAAAGACGAUGACCGGCUCUUCAACACACAACCUACUGCCGGACCCUACCGGCCGCCGGCGAUUGCGACUCCUCCGCCAGCCGGUCUCUUCGAAGUCCGCGUCUACGAACACGGCCGCGAGAUUGGUCGCUUGCCCUUCGACGCCUCUCACUUUGUUUGGGGCAGCAGCGGAAAACAAGCGAAUGUCCUCGAUCGCCACUCCUCGAUCGCGAGCCAGCACUGCAGCGUCUUCUUCGCGGUCAAGCAGCUCCAUCAGCAGGGCGGCUGCUUCUUCUUCUGUCCGCUGGCUGGCGAGGCGCUCCUGCUGCCCAACGCCAAGGUGCCGUUCCUGCCAGGCAGCAAGAAGGAGGACCAGAAGAACAAGUCCCGCAGACGCGACGACGAGGACGACUUCGCAGACUGGAAACCCAAGGAAGGCGAGGGCGUCCACCUGAAGCCCGGCGACGAACGCGUGGCGCUCGUGGACAACAGGAGCUGCUUCAUGCUGGGUGACUCUCCGUCCCGCGUCUACUUCAUCGACGUGGCGGACUUGCCCGCGAAGCUGAAGAAAGCAGAGCGGAAGGACAAACAAGAAAAACGGAAGUCCGAACGCGGACGAAGUCGCAGCAGAUCCCACAGUUGCGGACUUGGACGCCGUCGCUCUUCUCAUCGGCGGCCCUCGCGGAGCUCGAGCUGCGGCUCGUCGUCGUCGGGCUCGCAUAGCCGCGGGAGCAGCGAGGCGUCCUCGAGAAGUGUGAGCGGCCGCUCGGCGCACAGUCGCUCUUCGCGGUCUCGUUCGGCGUCGUUUGUCUCGUCGUCCGCGCGCGGCGGGCGGUCAACGAGCUUCGUCUCCGUGGAGUCUUCGCGCUCGCCUUCGCGAGCCAAAAGCCGAAGCAGCCGAAAAAGUAUGAGCGCAGCGUGGUCUGUCGCGUCGAAGUGCGCGCAGAGCCAGAAGAAGGGCAGCAGCAGGUCCCCUACCAGCGCAUCUUCGCGCGCCUCGAGCGCGGAGGCUAGAGAGCGCGCGGGAAAUCAGCUGGCGGCUGGACGGCGCGUCGCGAACAGCGCGCCUGCGAAAUGCAAGCGCCGCAGACAGGACAGCAAGGCGAAGGACGACAAGGCGCGGGAAGAGAGAGACGCCCGCAAGAAGAAGGAACGCCGCUCGCGCAGCGGGAGCCGAAGCCAGGGCUCUUCCAGCCGGUCGCAGUCGCCGCGGAGCUCCCGCGGAUCUGACUCCUCGCGGAGCCCAUCGGCGAGCCGCAGCAGGAGCCCGAGUGAAGACCGGGAAGACGAGAAAGCGAGAAAGAAAAAGAAAUCCGGCAGCAGGGGGGGGCGGGCGAGAGCGACGCGAAGAUAA
Molecule: messenger RNA, 3138 nt
Organism: Besnoitia besnoiti
Lineage: Eukaryota; Apicomplexa; Conoidasida; Eucoccidiorida; Sarcocystidae
Exons: 7
Coding region: 1-3138 (1045 amino acids)
Biological process (GO): regulation of gene expression
Cellular component (GO): super elongation complex
Source: RefSeq, a predicted model, not a curated record